Patiria miniata (bat star) is the source of this 1996-nucleotide messenger RNA. It is a transcript of the gene upb1, whose product is annotated as beta-ureidopropionase-like. Gene Ontology annotation, molecular function: beta-ureidopropionase activity. The record is from RefSeq and is a predicted model, not a curated record. Lineage: Eukaryota; Metazoa; Echinodermata; Asteroidea; Valvatida; Asterinidae. The transcript has 13 exons. The coding region runs from base 85 to 1245 and encodes 386 amino acids.
ACGAUAAAGCCAUUGCCAAGAAUCCUUAAGUCACAUACCCUCGAACUUUUGUGGGACGAUCCUCUCUUCGCAAAGGUUACAAAAAUGGCCGAAGAAAUCGAGAGUUUGGAGAGGCUUUUGGAGGACCAUUUACCGGCCGACAAAUUGGCAGAGGCACGGCGAAUCAUCUACGGCCAAGACGGGAAAAACUCAGGACCCUUGGAUUUGCCGGAGGCAGCCCGUGCCCUUGCCAAAGAGGGAAACUUUGAGUUGGUCGGUUAUUCCAUCUCGGCUAAACCUGAGCAGUUACGCCCUCCUCGCAUUGUCCGCAUCGGUCUGGUCCAAAACCAGAUUGUGUUGCCUACAUCAGCACCUGUUAAAGACCAGGUGGCUGCUUUACACAACCGUAUUGGAGAGAUAGUUGAAGCUGCAGGCCAGUGUGGCGUGAAUGUCAUAUGCUUUCAGGAGGCAUGGACUAUGCCGUUUGCCUUCUGCACCCGUGAGAAAGUCCCUUGGUGUGAGUUUGCCGAGUCGGCAGAAGAUGGACCCACAACCAAGUACUGUCAGGAAUUAGCGAAGCGUCACAACAUGGUGGUGCUGUCACCCAUACUGGAGAGAGACAGUAUCCAUAGCGACAUACUCUGGAAUACUACAGUUGUGAUAUCCAACAGUGGAGCUGUGAUGGGCAAAUCUCGUAAGAACCACAUUCCGAGGAUUGGAGAUUUCAAUGAGUCCACCUACUACAUGGAAGGCAACACAGGACACAGAGUUUUUGAAACACAGUUUGGUCGUAUUGGUAUCAACAUCUGCUAUGGUCGCCACCACCCUCUGAACUGGUUCAUGUACGGUCUGAAUGGAGCCGAGAUCGUCUUCAACCCAUCGGCAACUGUUGGAGCAUUGAGUGAGCCUAUGUGGCCAUUGGAAGCACGCACCGCCGCCAUUGCCAAUACUUACUUCACUGCCGCGAUCAACCGCGUGGGCACGGAGACUUUUGAAAAUGAGUUCACCUCUGGCGAUGGGAAGAAAGCUCACAAGGAUUUUGGGGCAUUCUAUGGUUCCAGCUAUGUGGCUGCUCCUGAUGGAAGCCGUACCAGGGGAUUGUCUCGUACAAGGGAUGGCUUGCUAGUAGCUGAGGUGGAUCUGAACCUUGUACGCCAAAUCAGAGACCGUUGGAGCUUCCAGAUGACUGGUCGCUAUGACAUGUACGCCAAGGAACUUGCAGAAGCUGUGUCUGGAAACUUCAAGCCAAACAUUGUCAAAGAAUAAGGGCCGAAGCUGGUAUAAUUUGGAUCACCAAAGCUAUGUAUAAACAUAUAAUCACGUAUGAAAGCCUGAAAUCAUUGUAGUUUUUAUAGUGGUUAUAUUUCGCCAAACAAUCGUUUGGGUUGAAGUGAAAAAUGAAGCACAGAAAGAAAUUGGCGUUAAAACGUAACAUUGAGGCAAGUUUUGAAAGAAUUGUCAUCGUUAAUAAAAGAACUAUUUUUAUAAUCUUUGUAAUUAAAUUUGUCCUGUUAUCAGUUUGUAAAACCUAUUGGUACUUGUCAUAAUUCUCAAAGUAAUGUUUUGUAUAAGAUAAUCUCUGAAACGGGUAAAAUUGGAGGAAACGAAAACCGUUGGAAUAAUUGGUUGAGGGUUGCCAAGGACCCCAGCACCUUUACGGUAAAACCACAGGAAUUCCAAAUUUCAAUUGAGAUUCGUUAAACAAAAUCCUGCAAUCGGAAGAAUUUCUCACAAAUGAUCCUAAAAUCAGGAAAAAACCCUUACAAAUAUCACCCUGCUUUACAUUAUUCCAAGCACCGUUUGGCAUAAGAUGGACCUGUAUAAUAAUCCAAUAGUUAAUUUGCAUAAUGAAUCAUUUCAGUGUGUAAUUUCUCCGAACUGUUCAAAAAAGUUUAGUGGCAUUUCAAAUCUCUUACCUCAGAUUACAGUAUUCUAUUAUUUUAUUUUGUAACAUUGUUUGCGUUGUGGACUCAAAAUUUAGUGAUCCAAAUAAAGAAACAUAGCAAAUUUGAGAAUU